Molecule: messenger RNA, 945 nt
Organism: Chilo suppressalis (striped riceborer)
Lineage: Eukaryota; Metazoa; Arthropoda; Insecta; Lepidoptera; Crambidae
Source: the annotation of a GenBank genome assembly
GCCACUUGAGUUUCGUUGUGGUCGCAUGCGUGCGUAUGUGAAUUUAUCGUCAAAAUAAACCGGUAUACAAAUCAAAUGAUUUUAAAAAUAAUCUCCUAAAAAGUCUAAAGUUUUUGUAACAAAAAGGACCACAAUAACAAUUGACUCGUUUUUGUUCUUUCUUUACAUUAUAAUUAUGCGAAAUUAAAACAAUUUAUCAUUGUGCGGAGUCAAUGUCAACAUUUGUGAACAAAAUGAAUGUUUCGGAGGUUCCUUUAGGGAUCAAUCGGCUCGUGCUUCUUGACGGGGUAUGCGUGAGGCAGAAGUGCACAUUCCUUUCUGGCAAUCAGUACAUGGUGGUAGAUCCGAAUGGGGAGCCACUGUUCCGCGCCAAGGAGUCGGGCGGGGCCACUCUGUUGAUGGGCAAGGAUCGCAGCUUCGAUAUCACUAUGACCGAUAUGCAGGACAAUAAGGUGAUUACACUUCGUAGACCGUACACAUUCGGGCCUGACAAAAUGGAGGUGACAGUGGGCAAGCAGCUGGCCAGCGUGGUGCGGCAGCAGAUGACCUUCUUGAAGCCGGUGCUCAACAUCAAUGACCCUCGGGACCAGCUCGUGUUGAGGGUUAAGGGGCGCGCGGUCACUUCUGGGGAGUGUGACUUUGAGAUCUUAUGCCCGAACAAGCAGCGUGUAGGAGUUAUUCGCAAGCUCUGGGGUGGAACGACUCGGGAGUUGCUUACUAACAAGGACUCUUUCAAGAUACAAUUCCCAGCGGAUUUGGACGUCCGCUACAAGGCUGCACUCAUAGGAACAUGUUUAUUAAUUGAUUUCCUCUAUUACAAUGCUUGAUGCAGCACCAGAGAAGAUGAAGGAAUAAGGAAGAUGUCUUGGCGACUUUGGCACAAUCCCACUUAUUAUGUACAAGCCAUUUUUUCACAUUAGAUUAGAAUACAUAUUAUUUUUCAUA